Molecule: messenger RNA, 603 nt
Organism: Lolium rigidum
Lineage: Eukaryota; Viridiplantae; Streptophyta; Magnoliopsida; Poales; Poaceae
Product: dirigent protein 1-like
Exons: 3
Coding region: 1-603 (200 amino acids)
Source: RefSeq, a predicted model, not a curated record
AUGCGGCUGCUACCAGUCUUACUCUCCCUGUCCCUCCUGGUGGGCGCUGCGGCGGCCAGGAAGACGACGACGCAUCUCAACUUCUACUUGCAUGACAUCGUGACGGCGGUGCCGUCGAGACCAGAGACGGCGGUGCGCGUCGCCAGGGGCGUGACGCCGCUGCCCGUCGACCCCACCAAACGCUUCGGCGACAUGUACGUCAUCGACGACCCUCUGACGGAGGGACCCGACGCGGCGUCCCCAGCCGUCGGCACAGCGCAGGGGUUCUACAUCCUCGCGUCGCGGACCGACAUUGCGCUGCUGUUCACCGUCAACCUGGUGUUCACGGCUGGGCCGCACAAGGGCAGCACCAUCGCUGUGCACGGAAGGGACGCCGUCUUCGACCCCGUUAGGGAGCUGCCGGUCGUUGGCGGAACCGGCGUGUUCCGCGGAGCCACGGGGUACGGCCUUUUCCAGACAUACUAUUCCGUAGAUAACGCCACCUUCAACGCGGUGCUCCAAGUCGACAUGUACGUGAGCGCGCGUUCACGGUUAUCUGUUAAUUCCUCCACUAUUGCGUUCAUGAAUAAAAUGAAAAAAUUGUGGUUCUUAAACGUUGAUUAG